GGCCCUUCAAAGUCAGGCCACCGGGGUCUAGAGGGGCUUCUUCGCAGUGGCAGGCGGGCGGUUGGCACCGAGGGUUCGUCAUUCGUGAACCUGCAGGUGGCAGUUAUAGGGAGACAGUGAGAUCCGUCCUCCUCGCUGUCUGUCUGCCGAGAAAACUCCAACUCGAGUACCAACAGGACAGAGCCCCUGGACUGUCAGGUUCUGGCCAGGAAGAAGGAGAAGAGACUCACCUGCCAGAGAGCCCAAGUGUGUCUUGAGGACCAAGCCAUCAACCUUAGGAUGCCCCUGCCAAGGCGUAGGGUGAAGAAAGGCAAGAAGGCUCGUAAGAAGCCAUCUUCUGCGCAUGCCACAGAUAAGGUCCCAGCAGCCCCUGGAAAGCCCCAGGAGAUCUCCAAUCUGGUCGUGUUGACAACCUCUGACAAGGCCGAGGAUGAGGGGGCCUCCAAGCCCGCGGAAGUGCAAUGUGUCCCAUCCCUGGAGCUGUCUGGCCCUGCCACUGUGGCCAGUACCCUCCAGAUGCUGUCAGACAUGGAGCAGGAGCGGAUAGUCCAUCGCAAACGCAGCAGGGUCGACACAGCUGCCCCUCAGCCUCUGGAGUUCCUGAAGACCCCUUAUGGAGGCCGCCUUCUGGUGCACCAGUCAUUUCUCUACAAGCAGGAGAAGGCCGUGGGGGAUAAGGUGUACUGGAAAUGCCGGCAGCACGCGGCACUGGGCUGCCGGGGUCGGGCCAUCACCCGCGGUCUGCGGGCCACAGUGAUGCGAGACCACUGUCAUCCGCCUGAUGAGGAAGGCCUGGAAGCCCGGCGCCAGAAGGGGAAACUGCCCGGCCCAGCCCUGCCCGAGGCCUUGGAAGACUCUCAGGAUGCGGAGGAGGGCCCAACACGCCAAGUGGAGGAGCGACUUGAGGGAGUGAGCCUGUGGCUGUACCCCGUGGAGCUGGAGUCCCAGCCAGAGGAGAGCGAGCCAGCUCCCCCAGAGAAUGAAGGGUACCGGUCCCUCUCACUAAUGAGCUUGCCGCCCAAGAAGCGCCCCACCCCAGGGAUGAAAUGGUUGCGGCCCCUUGAGUUCCUAAAGACGUGCUAUGGGGGCAACUUCCUGGUACACCAGUCCUUCAUCUACAAGCGGGAAAAGACCGUGAGGGGCAAGGUGUAUUGGACCUGCCGGGACCACGCGGUGUAUGGCUGUCGCAGCCGCGCCAUCACCCAGGGCCAUCGGGUGACAGUGAUGCGUGGCCACUGCCACACCCCCGACAUGAAGGGCCUGGAGGCCCGGCGGCAGCAGGAAAAGGCCAUAAAGAAGGUGCAGAUGGCCAAGCCGUACAUCACCGAGGACUGCAGCGAUGUGCUGCUCAGAGGGGUGAACAGUCUGUUCUACCACAGGGGAAGUCUUACCAGGUCCAGAAAACAAGCCACAGUGAAGGAUCAGGAGAUGACAGCUCAGCCAGAAUCCCCACAGGAGUCCCCCGAUGAGGACCAGGACGUGGACCCUGGAGGCCCUGAGUUCCUGAAGACCCCUCUGGGGGGCAGCUUCCUGGUGUACGAGUCCUUCCUCUACAGACGGGAGAAGGCAGCUGGUGACAAGGUGUACUGGACGUGCCGGGACCAGGCGCGCAUGGGCUGCCGCAGUCGCGCCAUCACCCAGGGUCGGCAGGUGACUGUAAUGCGUGGUCACUGCCACCCGCCCGACCUGAUGGGAUUGGAGACCCUGAGGCAGCGGGAGAAGCACCCCAGUGCCACUCAAUGGGACAGUCCAGAAGGUCCUGAGUUCGUGAAGACCCCUCUGGGGGGCAGCUUCCUGGUGUACGAGUCCUUCCUCUACAGACGGGAGAAGGCAGCCGGUGACAAGGUGUACUGGACGUGCCGGGACCAGGCGCGCAUGGGCUGCCGCAGCCGCGCCAUCACCCAGGGCCAGCGGGUGAUGGUCAUGCGGAAGCACUGCCACCCGCCCGACCUGGGGGGCCUGGAGGCCCUGCGGCAGCGGGAGAACUUCCCUAACCUGACCCAGUGGGAAGGCCCAGAGCCCCUGCAGCCGCUGGAGUUCCUGCGGACAUCCCUGGGGGGCCAGUUCCUGGUGUUCGAGUCCUUCCUCUACAGGAAAGAGAAGGCUGCUGGAGAGAAGGUGUAUUGGAUGUGCAGAGAUCAGGCUCGCCUGGGCUGCCGCAGCCGCGCCAUCACCCAGGGCCGACGGGUCAUGGUGAUGCGAAGCCACUGCCACCCGCCUGACCUGGCCGGCCUGGAGGCCCUGCGGCAGCGGGAGCGACUCCCCAGCAAGGCCCGGAAGAAGAACCCAGAAAAGAGAAAACUGCUGCCUGAAGUUCAACUGUGCCUCGAAACUUGUUCUCCUGAGAACCAGAAGACGUGUGGGAACCUUGAAGCUAUAACCCUGCACAGCGCAUCCCAGUGAGGAGAAUCUCCUGCAAAGCCACCAAGGAGCACUGAUGUUCCCAUCCACAAAGGCAUCUCCCGGCCACUCAGACCCGCUUGGCAGAAGCGCUUUCACUCUUCCAAAGCAUCCGUGACCCUCGCGCAUAGUCAGCUGUCCCCCAGGAGGAGUGCUUGCACUGUGGGUGUGGACCCUGUGUGGGUCAACAGUAGUGCUGAUGGGGGGGGCUUGCAGAGCCCUUCUGUACAUUGUGGGUGUUGGUGCAGUGGUUGCUGUUGCCUUUCUGACCCUGGAACGUUGUGGAGAAACAUGUCUGGACUGAGAUACCUCAACCCCAUUCUGCUGCUCCAAGCUGCUGGCACCCAUCUGCUUUUAGAGCCUGGGACUUUGCCAAGGACAUUCCAGUGGCCCUUGGUGAGCUCAGUGAAAUUCAGUGAAUUGAAACGUCCUCCCGAAUGUGCAGGAAGUUCCUGCUACCUUCCCAAGACUGUGCAGGCCAUACCUGGUCUUUCAGGUCUUUUGGAGCCUUCCUGGUCUUAUUAGGCUGCCUACUGGGUGUGGCUGGUCCCAACAAGACCAUGACAGAGCAGGCCACGAUUUAGGUUGUGCCCAUUGCACCCGCCUUCUGUCAGGCUUCCUCUCCUGCGUCAUUUCCACAUUGAAUUAACCGGCGCCCACAGGAGGUACCCUUCCUGGCAUGGGAACCAGUCCAGAAGCUAGCAGGAAGUAGCCCUGAGUAGACCCGCCUUUAUCUCACGUGCACCCCCGCGAGUUGCCACACGGUGUCACCUGUCACCGACCCACGAGCUUUAGAUGGUGGCGAGGAGGUGUGCCCCUUUCUGUGGGGAGCCCGCGAGUGCAGGCCAGCCGUCCAAGUGAGAGGGCCUCAGAGGGGCACACUAACAUUACCGAGGACUGCUUGCCAACAAGGGACACCCUGGGCAGGGCUGUCCCCACCCUGCCACACAGGAGGGAGUGCGCAGUACUCCUCUCCCCGGCUCAUGGGCCCCAGCGUGGCCGCCCCUGUGGGAUGGGUAGUGGGUACCGUGCGGUGCCUCCCCAACCGGCCUCUGCGCAUCUGCUUUCCCUAAUAAACCCUCUUCAGCCUUGCCGUCUGAA
Molecule: messenger RNA, 3501 nt
Organism: Jaculus jaculus (lesser Egyptian jerboa)
Lineage: Eukaryota; Metazoa; Chordata; Mammalia; Rodentia; Dipodidae
Gene: Flywch1
Product: FLYWCH-type zinc finger 1
Exons: 9
Coding region: 280-2403 (707 amino acids)
Source: RefSeq, a predicted model, not a curated record